UGCGUCUGCGCAACUGCGAGCGUAGGUGUUCGGCUUUGAAAUGCAGCGGGAUUUAGUGAGUUUGCCCCUAUCCCCAGCGGUGCGGGUGAAGCUGGUGGCUGCAGGUUUCCAGACUGCUGAGGAACUCCUAGAGGUGAAACCCUCCGAGCUCAGCAAAGAAGUUGGGAUAUCUAAAGAGGAAGCCUUAGAAACUCUGCAAAUUAUAAGAAGAGAAUGUCUCACAAAUAAAGCAAGUUAUGCUGGUACAGCUGAGUCAGGCAAGAAGUGUACAGCACUGGAACUUCUUGAGCAGGAGCAUACCCAGAGUUUCAUAAUUACCUUCUGUUCAGCACUAGAUAAUAUUCUUGGGGGUGGCAUACCCUUAACCAAAACAACAGAAAUUUGUGGUGCACCAGGUGUUGGAAAAACACAAUUAUGUAUGCAGUUGGCAGUAGAUGUGCAGAUACCAGAAUGUUUUGGAGGAGUGGAAGGUGAAGCAGUUUUUAUUGAUACAGAGGGGAGUUUUAUGGUUGAUAGAGUGGUAGACCUUGCUAAUGCCUGCAUUCAGCACCUGCAGCUUAUAGCAGGAACACAUAUGGGAGAAGAGCACCCAAAAGCUUUGCAGGAUUUCACUCUUGAAAAUAUUCUUUCCCAUAUUUAUUAUUUUCGUUGUCGUGACUACACAGAGCUACUGGCACAAGUUUAUCUGCUUCCAGACUUCCUUUCAGAACACUCAAAGGUUCGAUUAGUGAUAGUGGACGGUAUUGCUUUUCCUUUUCGUCAUGACCUAGAUGACCUAUCCCUUCGUACUCGAUUACUAAAUGGCCUAGCGCAGCAAAUGAUCAGCCUUGCAAAUAACCACAGAUUAGCUGUAAUUUUAACCAAUCAGAUGACAACGAAGAUUGAUAAAAAUCAGGCCUUGCUGGUUCCUGCACUGGGGGAAAGUUGGGGGCAUGCUGCUACAAUACGACUAAUCUUUCAUUGGGACCAGAAGCAAAGCAGGUUGGCAACAUUGUACAAAUCACCAAGCCAGAAGGAUGCUACAGUACUAUUUCAAAUCACACCUCAGGGAUUUAGAGAUGCUGUUGUUGCUACUGCACGUUCAUUGCAAACAGAAGGUUCAUUGAAUAUCCGGAAGCGGUCACGGGACUCAGAGGAAGAAAAGGAAUCCAAAGACUAGUCUCAGAGUAUACAUAUGUAUUGAUGCUGUGAGAGAUGCAGUGCUUACAAGUAGUAGACUCGUUACUUUAGAAUAUAAACACUAUGGCGUGAAUGAAUCCAGUCUAUAUUAAGUGAAUGGUGAGUGAAUGGAUCAGGUCUAUAUUAAGUGAAAAUACUUAACAAAUAGGAUUCUCUGAAAGAGUUUUUCUAAACUAAGCAGUGUUCUACAGUUGUAUUUAACCCUGUUUUCAUUUUCAGUAACAUUCAGUAGAGAUGAUACAGGUAUUGUAUUUUGCAAAUGUGGAAAGCUGAUCGCUUAUGGCCAAUCUGAAUUUAAUAUUCAGACUGUUUUUUCCUCCUUUCUUUGCCAAUUGCCUAGACAUUUCUAGGAAGAAAAGAUUUUUUUCACAUUCCUAUUGUGCUCUCCUCUUUAAAUGUAGCUUUGAUAAUUCUCAAAAAUGACAUGUUUCUAUUAUGAAGAAAAGCCAGCACCAUGAGUCAGCAUAUCAUUACAUUCAGUUUAUGAGUAGGAUACAAAUUUUGGAUGACCAGUCUGAUUUUAGUGACCCCAAUCCUAAAAUCGAAGUCAUUUGUUCAGUUUUUAAUGUUAUUUUGUAACAUUAAAGGAAGGACUUUGGAGUUGUUAUCCCAUCUAGAACAUUGACUGGAACAUAUAUCUAUGUUGUCAAGUUGAUAAGCUUACAGUCAUUUAUUUCUAUAUUUUUGAAACAUGGUGUGAUCCAGUUCUAGGUGUA
Molecule: messenger RNA, 1895 nt
Organism: Balaenoptera ricei (Rice's whale)
Lineage: Eukaryota; Metazoa; Chordata; Mammalia; Artiodactyla; Balaenopteridae
Gene: RAD51C
Product: RAD51 paralog C
Exons: 9
Coding region: 41-1159 (372 amino acids)
Biological process (GO): meiotic DNA recombinase assembly; reciprocal meiotic recombination; DNA repair
Cellular component (GO): Rad51B-Rad51C-Rad51D-XRCC2 complex; replication fork; Rad51C-XRCC3 complex
Molecular function (GO): four-way junction DNA binding; crossover junction DNA endonuclease activity; ATP binding
Source: RefSeq, a predicted model, not a curated record